UAAAAUCUAGGAUGCCCACCUGGGUUCCUUUAGAUUAAUACUUACUACACAGCUAACCACCCAUGUCUCAUGAUCAACUAUAAGUGAGGGAUUAUUCCUUUUAGUUGGUUUUUUUUUUUUUUUCAGUUGAAAAAUUAUUAAGAAAUCAUGGCUAUCAAAAAUCCCAUUUGCUUUCUUCUCUAUGUUUUGAUACCAUCAUUUGCUGCAUUCUGCUUAGCAAACAAUAAUGAUUGCCCUUCCAUUUCCUCCAAAGCAACUUAUUAUAAAACCCCUGAUGGUCAAGGCACUCCAAAUGGAGCUUGUGGGCUGAAAGAAUGGGGUAAAAGUAUCAACGACGGUAAAGUUGCCGCCGUCAGCUCUAAGCUGUUCAAAUGUGGUAAAGGUUGCGGUACAUGCUUUGAGGUUAAAUGCAAAGAUAAGAAAUGGUGUAGUGAGAAAGGCACAAAAUUAGUGGUGACAGAUUAUGGUGAAGGACCUGAAACAGAUUUCAUCAUGAGCCCUAAAGCCUUUGCAGAAAUGGCCAAAGAUAAAGAGUCUGAGAAUUAUUUGUUUAAAAAAAGCGUGGUUGAAGUUAAAUAUGAGAGAGUUAAAUGUCAUUAUUACAAUGAAGGAUCCGAUUUUGUUGUGAAAUAUGACAAGAAGAACAGCAGCUGGCCUGAUUACAUUUCCUUGAUAAUUCUCUACAAGGGUGAUGAGGAAUAUGUGGAAGAUGUUAAAAUCUUUGUCAAGGAUGAGAAGGAUAAGAAGGUGGAGCUGGUGCCAAUGAGAAGAGCAUAUGGAGCAGUUUGGGACAUUGCUAAUCAUAAUAUAAUUCCAAUGGUGGAGAUCAAGACCGGUAAAGGAGUUUGUUUUGAGUGGAUUGAAGGCGUGGAACCUAAAACAGUUGAGUGUGAUAUAAGGUCCGGUCAUCUGAAGCAGCCAGUGAACAUUUCAGAACGGAGUAGUGCAUCUCACUCUAUGUGAACAUAUUCAAAGUACUUACGUGGGAGUUUGGUGUGUUAUACAAACAUAUAUUUGAUGUAGUGUUAAUAAAAUCAAGGUCGUUGUUUCUGAUUAUAUAAUUGACGUGAAAUAUACGUG
This is a messenger RNA of Oldenlandia corymbosa var. corymbosa, 1080 nucleotides long. The record is from the annotation of a GenBank genome assembly. Lineage: Eukaryota; Viridiplantae; Streptophyta; Magnoliopsida; Gentianales; Rubiaceae.